AUGGAGAAACUCCCUAGCGAAAACGAGGGCAAGCUGGACAAGGAGGGAAAGUCAGACGAUGAAGUAGAACCUGAGGCUGAAGGAAAGUCGGAGGAAGAAGGGAAUCAAGAAGAGGAGGGGAAGGCAGCACGGGAGGGCCAGCUGGAGGGUGAGGGAGGGCCAAAGAAGGAGGGCCACCCCCGGGAUGAGGACAAGUCAGGGAAGCAGGGAAAGUCGUCAGAAGAUGAGGGCCAGCCACCAGGUGAGGGCAAGGCAGAGCCCCAGGCCAAGGCAGCCAGCGAGACAUGCGCAGCUGAAAAGCGUCCGGCUGAAGAUUACGUGCCCCGGAAAGCAAAAAGAAAAACCGACCGCGGGACCACGGAUGACUCUCCCAAGAACUCUCGGGAGGACUUACAGGACAGGCAUCUGAGCAGUGAGGAGAUGAUGAGAGAGUGUGCUGAUAUGUCCAGGGCUCAGGAAGAGCUAAGGAAAAAACAGAAAAUGGGAGGAUGUCACUGGAUGCAGAGAGAUGUGCAGGAUGCAUUCGCCCAAGGGGCCAACGGGGUGUCAGGGGAGUGAGGGGCGGAGGAAGAGGCCAAAGAGGUUUACACGAUAUCCCCUACCUUUAACGCCCUUGGCCUUAGAUUCUGACUUCUCUGAUGAGAACUUUGCACACCCUGCUUUUCCUGGUAGAUAAGCUCCAGGUCCUGUGCUUUUAACCUUAUGCUGAUACUUUGCAUUAGGUGUCA
This is a messenger RNA of Dipodomys ordii (Ord's kangaroo rat), 728 nucleotides long. RefSeq names its product transcription elongation factor A protein-like 3. Lineage: Eukaryota; Metazoa; Chordata; Mammalia; Rodentia; Heteromyidae. The record is from RefSeq and is a predicted model, not a curated record.